Molecule: messenger RNA, 2049 nt
Organism: Apodemus sylvaticus (European woodmouse)
Lineage: Eukaryota; Metazoa; Chordata; Mammalia; Rodentia; Muridae
Gene: Mrps15
Product: mitochondrial ribosomal protein S15
Exons: 8
Coding region: 104-877 (257 amino acids)
Biological process (GO): translation
Cellular component (GO): ribosome
Molecular function (GO): structural constituent of ribosome
Source: RefSeq, a predicted model, not a curated record
ACCUCUAUUGGUCGAGCCUGAACUGUCAUGGCUGCGCCCGUGUAACCCGGAGCCACCGCGGAGCGGAGAGCGGCGGCGGGGGCCCGCCGAGUCAGGAGACACUAUGCUGCGGGCCGCGUGGCGUGCGCUGAGCUCCGUUCGUGCCCAGGCGGUGACACAGGCCCAAGUCCCUGCGCUGAGGGUCGGAAGCAGCGCCAGUCUGCCCUCCGCACGCUGCAGCCUUCAGAGUCAAAGUCUCCUGCAUGCCGCCCGUGCAUACGCCGUUCAGAAACCAGUCCAACCCAAGCAAGACGAUGAACCACCCUCUUCCACAUUCAUCAAAGAAUACAAGAACAUCAUCCCCAACAUGGAGAAGGUUGAUGAUGUGGUGAAAAGAAUCUUGUCUUUGGAAAUGGCCAACAGGAAAGAGAAGUUAAAAAUCAAGCGAGAACAAUUGAUGAACAAGAUUGCGGAAAACCCUGAGGAUUCCAGAACCUUGGAGGCUCGAAUUAUUGCCUUGACUGUCAGGGUCCGCAAUUAUGAAGAACACAUGCAGAAACAUCGAAAGGACAAAGCCCACAAACGCCAUCUGCUGAUGAGCAUCGACCGGAGGAAAAAGCUGCUCAAAAUCCUCCGUCAGACCAACUAUGAUGUCUUCGAAAAGACAUGCAAGGAGCUGGGGAUAGAAUACACCUUACCCCCUCUGCAUUUCCAGAAGAUUCACCGCCGCUUCCUGGCCAAGAAGGCACUGUGCAUUCAGGUUUACCAGGAGGUGCAAAAGCUGAAGAAGCAAAAGAGGGCCCUGAAAGCUGCUGCAGCUGCUGCCAAAAAACAAAAACAUGAGGGGGUGCCAGAGAGCCCUUCAAAUGCCCUACCAGAGAAGACCAAAGUAAAUUAAUAAAGUCUGUUCCCCUGAAGAAUGAUGGAAGAUGGCCUUCUUUUUAACCUAAGGAAAAGGAGUUUAUUUUUAAUUUUGCUCUGGGAUCUCAGAGGCAGAGUCCCUGCCAUCACCCCAGAGGAUGCAGUCACAGAAACAAAUACAUGGUAUGUUUCAGAGUGGCACUGCUGGCAGCCGGAGGAACUGUCUACUGGACGGCCCUAAAGGAAGAGGAGAGUUCACUGAACAGGAGAAACAGCAUUUAGGCAGAAGAACUGCAAGUUAAAAGGGAAAGAAAUCUAAAGCCAUACAUUCAGGGACAGUGGGACUCAAAUACUAUAACUUUGGAGUUAGGGCGUCAGUCUAUGAAUGGAACUCAGGUAGAGAAACAGUUUGCCAGUCAGUGGUGGGGCACACCUUUAAUCCCAGCACUUAGGAGGCAGAGGCAGGCAGAUCUCUUGAGUUUGAGCCCAGCGUAGUCUACAGAGUGAAUUCUAGGUCAGCCAAGUUUACUCAGAAAAAAACCGUCUUGAAAAAUAAAACAAAACAAAAAUUCAUCAUACUGAAGAAAGAACUCUGAACCUCAUUCUGAGAAAGGACAUGCCACCAAGAGAAAGCUAUUUGAAGUGCUACUGAAGAGCAGGGGAACGACGAGGGCUGUGGACAGAACCCGAGCAGCUUGGGAGCCGUCAGGGUUAACUGAGGCCCUGGGUGUGUACUGCCAGUGGCUGUACUGAGCUUUAGUGUUCAAAUGACUAGUUCCAGCACUUGGGAGAGACAGUAUCAUUUCAGGGUUAUCGUCCAUUGCAUGGCUAGUUUGAGGCCAGUCUAGACUCCAUGAAACCCUCUCUCCAAAAGUUUAGUUGCCGAGGAAAGAUAAUGUAGAAAGAAAAAUGGGCCAUGUCAGGAUGGGAAAAUUAUUUCUGAGGGCAUCCCUGAGAUGGAGGAGAUGAGUGGGUGGAAGGGAUCAGAAGUCAAGCUGAACUGUUGGCUCUCACCUCCAGGAUCACUGAGGGAGGAUUAUGACGGGCCUGGAACACACACCUGUUUAGAGGUGCUGUGCUGCAGGACCAGGCCUCAGCCUUUCAGGGAGAGAAAGCCACAGCAGGGUCAGGCCUGCAGGAAAGACACUGUUCUAAAUGCUGCCUUGGGCACUUUACCAUCGCCACAAACUUAAAUUCUUUAUUCCUCAA